Megalobrama amblycephala (Wuchang bream) is the source of this 1087-nucleotide messenger RNA. RefSeq names its product TPA-induced transmembrane protein. Bases 282 to 1043 code for a protein of 253 amino acids. Lineage: Eukaryota; Metazoa; Chordata; Actinopteri; Cypriniformes; Xenocyprididae. The transcript has 8 exons. The record is from RefSeq and is a predicted model, not a curated record.
UUUCAUCCCUUCAGUUUCGCUUCAUUGCACACACACUCAUGGAAACUGGUAUUCGAGACACACUUUACUUGGAGUUUACCUAUAUAUCAUUAUUAGCCGCAACCACAUAAACCUGAAAUCGCCUUAUUUAUUGUUUAUUAACUAAAUGUAACAGCUGUGAACACGGCAUUGCUUUCUAACCACAACACAAACCAGGUGAAGCGUCUUUACACAUUGCAUCAGUCAGUUCCGGGUGUAUUCGCAGGUUGUCUCUCUUGGAUUAAGUUAGUGACUAUGGAAGUAUGAGCGACGCGCUGGAGAAGACUUCUGAAGUUGUCUGUGACAACAAUAACGUCUCGGAUGACCAAACGAUUCAGUUGAAUCCAGGAAAUGGAGCUUGCACAUACCACGUCGGGUCGGGGACAGAUGAAGUUUCUCAUCUUCUGUCAACACCACAGGUCACUGAGAACAAUGGGGAACAGCACAUUGUGGAUGUAGUUGAUGUCUCAAAUGGUUCUUCAACUGAAACCUCAAAGUGGCGAAGGGAGCUGCGGAGCCUGAAGACAGAACUGAAUGAGGUGGUGGUGUGGAAACUCAGACUAUGGGUGGUGAUACUUCUUAUCUUCUUAGUCAUCGCUCUGGUUAUUGGGAUCUCAGUUAUUGUGUGUGCAGUUAUUGAUGAUGAUGGGGAUGAAAAUUAUGACAAAUCAUCAUUCGUGGUGGAACGCUUCUUCAGAGGCAAAUUUACUCUGGACAACAGCAGCACUUCAUACUCUCUGGAAAAAGAGACACUGUUAGAGCAGCUGGAACAGAAGCUAACAGGAGUCUACAGUUCUUCUCCUGCGUUGGAACGGUACUUCUCUAAUGCCACCAUAAACCAUCUCCAGGACACUACAGCCCAAUUUAAGAUAAAGUUCAUGAUGCCUUCAGAACACGAGGAGUUGGUACGCUACACUCUGAGUCUAAAGAUGGUUAAAAAUGUGCUUGUGCAACACUUGUAUGAUCAGGACACUGGAGACCCCCUUUAUAUCAUACCAACAUCAGUCAGCAUGGAACUUGGCUAGAUAAGCAGAACUUGAACUACAAGAUUUUUUUCCCCCUGAAGAAA